AAGCUGGUCAACAAGCCGUCGUCAAGUCUCUCGACGCCCAGACAUCCCCUUUCUCCCUCAAGCCCAUCCCCGGCCCCAAAAUGUCGGCUCAAAUCAGCAAAAAGCGCAAGUUCGUGGCCGACGGUGUCUUCCGUGCCGAACUCAACGAUUUCUUCACUCGCGAGCUGUCGGAGGAGGGCUACUCUGGUUGUGAUGUCCGGGUCACCCACGCCCGAACUGAAAUUAUCAUCCGUGCCACCCACACUCAGGAGGUCCUCGGUGAGAAGGGUCGCCGCAUCCGCGAGCUUACUGCCCUCGUGCAGAAGCGUUUCAAGUUCCCUGAGAACUCCCUCGAGCUAUACGCUGAGAAGGUCCAGUACCGUGGUCUCUCUGCUAUUGCUCAGUGCGAGAGCUUGAGGUACAAGCUUCUCGGUGGCCUUGCCGUCAGGAGGGCUUGCUAUGGUGUCCUCCGCUUCGUCAUGGAGUCUGGUGCGAAGGGUUGCGAGGUCGUCGUCUCGGGCAAGCUUCGUGCAGCUCGUGCCAAGUCGAUGAAGUUCACCGACGGCUUCAUGAUCCACUCUGGUCAACCCGCCUUGGAUUUCGUUGACUACGCUGUCAGGCACGUCAUGCUAAGGCAGGGUGUGCUCGGUAUCAAAGUCAAGAUCAUGAAGGGCUGGGAUCCCGAGGGCCAGGUUGGUCCCCGCAAGCCCCUCCCAGACUCUGUCCAGAUCCUGGAGCCACCACUCGACAAGAUCGUUGCGGAACCCACUUCCGAGCAGCGCGAGCCCGCCAUCAUCUCGGCACCUGCGCCGCCGGCCGAGGAACCCGCAGCGUACCAGGACAGCCCCGAUGCUUUCGCACAGUCCUACGAGCAGCCGGCCGCUUUCUGAUUUGUUUAGGUCGUAUGUACUCCUGUAUUCCAUGCUACUAGUUGAGACUGGUCCGCUAUCACGAGUGCGACAAUCCUCACCCUCAUCUUCUGCUCUGAGAAGGCUCUUUCUCACUUUUUCUCGAAUAUGAAACGUCGUUGAGUCUAUCCCAAUGAUCAAUGAAACUGAGCAUUAACAUUGAAGCACCU
This is a messenger RNA of Postia placenta MAD-698-R-SB12, 1057 nucleotides long. RefSeq lists its product as hypothetical. Gene Ontology annotation, biological process: translation. Gene Ontology annotation, cellular component: nucleus; cytosolic small ribosomal subunit. The record is from RefSeq and is a predicted model, not a curated record. NCBI's taxonomy places the organism in Eukaryota, Fungi, Basidiomycota, Agaricomycetes, Polyporales, Adustoporiaceae. The transcript has 5 exons. Bases 81 to 869 code for a protein of 262 amino acids. Gene Ontology annotation, molecular function: structural constituent of ribosome; RNA binding.